Messenger RNA from Bradysia coprophila, 1283 nucleotides. RefSeq names its product Phosphotyrosyl phosphatase activator (gene Ptpa). Gene Ontology annotation, molecular function: peptidyl-prolyl cis-trans isomerase activity; protein tyrosine phosphatase activator activity. Gene Ontology annotation, cellular component: nucleus; cytoplasm; protein phosphatase type 2A complex. NCBI's taxonomy places the organism in Eukaryota, Metazoa, Arthropoda, Insecta, Diptera, Sciaridae. Gene Ontology annotation, biological process: mitotic spindle organization. The record is from RefSeq and is a predicted model, not a curated record.
CACCAAACAUUUUGUACAUCUCCUAAAAAGAGAGAGGUGUAUGUAGAUCAUACACACCUUGACAGCCUUGACAUACACCGUAAACAGCGUAAACAAGAGAACCAUAAAUUAGCUGUUCAAUCCGCAAUUGUUUUGAUAAAAGAAGCUGACACUGAAUGCCCAAAGAAUGUCUGUAAGAUUCGCCAAUGUCGAUGACCCAGCUGCAGCCGCAUCUUCCCAACAUGAUUACGUGAUUCCAACGAAAUGCGUUAAAAAUAUGGGCGAUAUGGCUAUGUGGGAAAAAUCGGAGGCAUACUACGACAUCGUCGGCUUUAUCAACUCCAUCAGCAAUGCGGUCCAAGGAAUCAAAAAUACCGUCUACCUCGAACAGAUCCCGGUUGUGCAGAAAUUACUCGAAUUGUUUGAAAAAUUGUCGAAAAUGGUCGACGACACACCGCCCAUAGAUCAGCCGCAACGGUUCGGCAACAAGGCGUACCGAGAUUGGUUCGAAAAAAUGAAAACGAGUGCCAAGGAUCUGUUAGAAGAUGUACUGCCCGAAGAACUCCAUCCAGCCAUCGUCGAAAUUGGUGUCUACUUUACGGAAUCGUUUGGAAAUUCAACCCGGAUCGAUUAUGGUACCGGACACGAAUUGUCGUUCAUUAUGUUCCUGUGCUGCUUGUUCAAAAUCGGCGCGUUGACAGAAUUGGACAAAACAGUCACCGGAGUGAAGAUAUUCAACUCUUACCUCAUUUUUGUGCGAAAACUUCAACUAACUUAUCGUAUGGAACCGGCUGGAAGUCACGGUGUGUGGAGUCUGGACGAUUUUCAAUUUGUUCCGUUCAUAUGGGGCAGUGCUCAGUUCGCUGUCGAUAGCCCGAUUCGACCGAAUCAGUUUCUCGAGGAAAAAAUCAUCAAAGACUACAAGGAUCACUACAUGUUCAUCAGUUGCAUUGACUACAUUAACAAGGUGAAAAUUGGAAAUUUUGCUGAACAUUCGAAUCAGCUGUGGGGCAUCAGUUCAGUUCCUACAUGGACGAAAAUCAAUUCCGGUCUCGUCAAAAUGUAUCAGAAAGAGCUGCUAGGAAAGUUUCCCGUCGUUCAACAUAUCGUCUUCGGUUCGUUGAUGCAAUUCAAAUCUGUGCCACCAGGUAAGCAAUUGCCAUCGGCCAGGCUAGGAAUGCUAGCACCGAACUAAAUGUAUCGUAUGCCUACGGUUUGAUUUGAGUUUUUUUAUCCAUUGAAAUUCUGUUGUACAGUUUUCAUAUUCUUUAAAAUACACAAUUUUUCACGUUAUUAGAAAAAAA